This is a messenger RNA of Laccaria bicolor S238N-H82, 1134 nucleotides long. RefSeq lists its product as uncharacterized. The coding region runs from base 31 to 981 and encodes 316 amino acids. NCBI's taxonomy places the organism in Eukaryota, Fungi, Basidiomycota, Agaricomycetes, Agaricales, Hydnangiaceae. Gene Ontology annotation, cellular component: catalytic step 2 spliceosome; post-mRNA release spliceosomal complex; post-spliceosomal complex. Gene Ontology annotation, biological process: mRNA 3'-splice site recognition; generation of catalytic spliceosome for second transesterification step. The transcript has 4 exons. The record is from RefSeq and is a predicted model, not a curated record.
CAGGCUCGUAAUGAGGAAAAAGCGCAAUCUAUGCUCUACCGUUUUCGAGAGGCCCAAGCGGCGGAGUUGGGUCUUGGAACACGAGCGGAUCGUCGGCCACGGAUGGCUAGCGCGUGCAAGAGUCUUAGAGAAUGUGAAAGAUGGAGAGGAGAGAUUCUGAGAGAAAUCAGCAGAAAGGUCUCAAAGAUUCAGGAUGCUGGGCUUACGGAUUAUGAGGUUCGGGACCUUAACGAUGAAAUUAAUAAGCUCAUGCGCGAGAAACGGCAUUGGGAAAAUCAAAUAGUUGCUUUGGGAGGAGCGAAUUACAGGCGUAAUGUGGCCAUGUUGGAUGAUGACGGCAAAGAGGUUCCAGGAACGAAAGGAUACAAGUACUUUGGUCGCGCAAAGGAUCUUCCAGGAGUCAAAGAGCUUUUCCAGAGUCGUAAAAACGAGGAGGAGGAGGAAAAUCAAGUCCUCGCGUUCUAUAAGAAGUUUUUAAACCAAGGUCCUGCGUACUACGGCGACUUGGACGAAAACGAUGGAAAAGUCCUCCAAUAUGAACGUGAAGCUGAGGAAGAUGAUUGGACCAAAGCAUGCAUCAAUAUUCGAGAGGCUUUGGCCCUGCCCCCCGACUCUUCCUUGCCUCCGUUGCCAAGAAAUUCCGACAAUCACCCGUCUCUCUCCCAGGCGCACCCACCACCCGCUGUGACAUCGAAACGAAAAACCACGGGUGAGGACGAAGAUGUCGAAAUGGGGGCUGUGGAGGAAGAUGCCAAACGGGCGAAGACAGUCUCCUCCCUGUCAACUAAUAUGAUAGACACGGCGUCUGAAGCCGACACCGCUCGCCGACAUGCUCAGAUGGCAGCUUCACACAUCGAUUUCCUCGAUACUGAACACCUUCUUCCACCGUCGCUUCCGACCCACCAAGAGAUGGAGAACGUCCUGCUGAGCCUCAGGAAGAAAGCGCUCGUUGAAGAGUAUUUUGGGGACGGCCAGUCCUGAUCCAUUGCCGGGAUCGGUGCUUUUGACCCAGAGAGAAACCUCAUCAUCCGUGCCUUCCAUACGUCGAAGUCGCCAGGUACAUAUUGCGCCCAAUGUCGAAGCUGUUCUUGUAUUCUUCGCCUUUUGACGAUACAAUGCUGCGUUGCUGAGUUC